UCUUUAGUGGCAGAGGAGGGACGUCACCCAGAAUCAUGUUUGUCUAAGGGCCUUUCAGUAGGUGCAUUGUGGAUGACAGGACCUAUAUAUCAAAAAAGUACCCAAUGAUACACUCCAACACUUUUAUAUUGUUGCCUACAUUUUAAAUUUACCACUAUGCUGUUUGGGAGCCCAUAUUCUCAAAAAAAAAAAAAAAACUCAAAUCUGUAUGCACAGAUUCUGUCCUAUUUUUCAUUUACAUAUAUACAGACCACAAAAAUGUUACACACACACAUUUAAAUGACAUACACCAAUCAGGCUUAACAUUAUGAGCACUGACAGGUGAAGUGAAUAACACUGAUUAUCUCUUCAUCACGGCACCUGUUAGUGAGGGAUAUAUUAGGCAGCAAGUGAACAUUUUGUCCUCAAAGUUGAUGUGUUAGAAGCAGGACAAAUGGGCAAGUGUAAGGAUUUGAGUGAGUUUGACAAUGGCCAAAUUGUGAUGGCUAGACGACUGGGUCAGAGCAUCUCCAAAACUGCAGCUCUUGUGGGGUGUUCCCGGUCUGCAGUGGUCAGUAUCUAUCAAAAGUGCUCCAAGGAAGGAAUAGUGGUGAACCGGCGACAGGGUCAUGGACAGCCAAGGCUCAUUGAUGCACAUGGGGAGCGAAGGCUGGCCCGUGUGGUCCGAUCCAACAGACGAGCUUCUGUACUCUCAGAUUACUCAAUAAGUUAAUGCUGGUUCUGAUAGAAAGGUGUCAGAAUACACAGUUUGUUGUGUAUGGGGCUGCAUAGCCGCAGACCAGUCAGGGUGCCCAUGCUGACCCCUGUCCAUCACCGAAAGCACCAACAGUGGGCAUCAGACCUGGACCACGGAGCAAUGGAAGAAGGUGGCCUGGUCUGAUGAAUCACGUUUUCUUUUACAUCACGUGGAUGGCCAGGUGCGUGUGCGUCGCUUACCUGGGGAACACAUGGCACCAGGAUGCACUAUGGGAAGCAUUGUUGCAGACCAUGUACACCCUUUCAUGGAAACGGUAUUCCCUGGUGGCUGUGGCCUCUUUCAGCAGGAUAAUGUGUCCUGCCACAAACCAAAAAUGGUUCAGGAAUGGUUUGAGAAGCACAACAACGAGUUUGAGGUGUUGACUUGGCCUCCAAAUUCCCCAGAUCUCAGUCCAAUCGAGCAUCUGUGGAAUGUGCUGAACAAACAAGUUCGAUCCACCUCGCAACUUACAGGACUUAAAUGAUCUGCUGCUAACAUCUUGGUGCCAGAUACCACAGCACACCUUCAGGGAUCUAGUGAAGUCCAUGCCUUGACGGGUCAGGGCUGUUUUGGCAGCAAAAGUGGGACCAACACAAUAUUAGGAAGGUGGUCAUAAUGUUAUGCCUGAUCGGUGUAUGUGUUCAUGUUGUAUAGUGAAGUACAGCUUGUCUGGAAAUAAACAGGUUAAACUAUAAUUUAUGCGUAACUUAUCAUAAAAAAUACAUUUGAAAAAACAAGCAAAAUAGAAAUAUAUUCGGUAACACUUUACAAUAAGGUUCAUUAGUUAAGCAUUAGUUAAUGUAUUAAGAUGAACUAACCAUGAGCAAUACAUUUGUUACUGUAUUUACUAAUCUUCGUUAACGUUAGUUAAUGAAAAUACAGUUGUUCAUUGUUUGUUCAUGUUAGUUCACAGUGCAUUAACUAAUGUUAACAAGAUUUUAAUAAUGUAUUAGUAAAUGUUAAAAUUAACAUUAACAAGAUUAUUAAAUGCUGUAGAAGUGCAGUUCAUUAUUAGUUCACGUUAACUAAUGAACCUUAUUGUAAAGUGUUACCAUAUAUUCACUAUGUAUGUUCUUGGCCUUCAUUUGAUUAGCAUUACUAUUCUGAUAUCAUUACCUGAAUUCUUUGUGAUUAUAUUUAUUGCCUACUAAAUAUUCAUAUUCUUUUAUUUACCCUUUUUAACAGACUUGACAAUUAGCAAACUGUUCUCCCAGAGUAAUACAUUUUUUUUUUUCUCUUUCUCUUUCAGAUGUUGUAUUUAAUAUGCAAUGGUAAAUAAUCUUGAUUGUCUUCAUAAACCAAAAACUUUUUCCUACCUACAGCAAUGCUUCAGGAGAUGGAAGUCAUUAGAGGAAGAUAUUUCAGCUAUGAAUGUGGCUCAGCCCUUGAUGGUCUUGUUUAGAUACUAAACUACAACCUACACUGGCUGGGAUACACUAGAGAAGAAGCUUCAAAUAAAAUCCAAUGUCCAGCUGACCACUAUAUAUUUCACUUCAGAGAUGCAAAUUGCAGAAUUGCUCGGAGUGCACUUUGACAUGCAUCUCCUGGGAAAACUGACUCUGUCUGUGGCCACCAUGCUAUUUGUUUCCUUGGUUUUUAGAUUCUACAACUCCAGGACACGAAACAGACAGCAGGGAAGUGAAAGAAGAUACAGCGCAUGCAAUACUGAGCAAGAACCACAGAGUGAAUCUGCAAAGGAGGUGUCUGACAGGGAAAAUCAUUUUCAACCAUCUUCAGAGAAAACCUUGCAAGAAAGCCUUAAAAAUGUUGCCUUGGAAAGGGCCCGGCCUGAAACCAUGGACUUGGACAGUUGUUCAAAGGAGGAACCUGCAGGUAAAAUCAACACAAUUGAGGAUAUAAUUGAGGCAAAGAAUGUCAAACCGAGGUUAACCUUACAACUUCCUGAUGGAAGCGAAAAAGGUCCAGGAAGUCUAAGUGGUCGGCGAUCCCCGUGCCUGGUCAAGACGCUGGAAGCUGGUACAGGUGUUGGCAGGGAGUUGAGGCAGGAUGUUGGUCACCAGGGCAUGUUUUCGAGUUUUCAGUCAAAAGCAGAAAUUAAAGUAGAGAAUGCUGACGUUAUCUUGGAUGGGCAUGGGAAUCGUAGAUCAGGCGUCCAUGGAAAGAUCUACGAGUACUACAUAGAGUCCUCUUCCCAUUUCAUCUCAGAUUUAAGCCCCACCCAGUCUGUCAGUCCAGUCUAUGGUCAAAAUGAAAGUAGCACUUUGUUUAAAUCAAAAUCAUUGGACUUCCUCAAUUUCAAGGACCGUUCCCGAUCACCAAGUCCACGACCUUCUAGAUUCAUAAUGAGAGAUCUUGAAAUUACUCCACGUUUUACUAACGAGGCUCCCUCGACUUUCAAACCGGAAACUGUGAGGUACAGAAGGCAAGUAGUCAUCCGCCAGGACAGCUAUCUUACUGCAGCCAUUGACUCAGAGCUUCCAAUCCCCUUGCCCACAAAGAGGACUUUAACACCUCGCAGCUGUUCUCCAGCACAACCCAGUGACAUCCCUUCAAGCCUGUUAGACUCUGAUAUAGCUAACCUGGAAGCGCCAGAGGAACCACAAGUCGAAACUGUCGCCGGAGCAAAAUUCUUACACUUUCCAGAGAACGUGGGGAAUGCAGAACUCGAGAGUCUAGCAGGGAAGCUCGAUUUAGGCAACUGCUUGGAGGCUUUAACACUUGCUAAAAAACACGGUCACACUGCCCUUCAGCAAGCUGCUCUCCGUGUCAUGUCUGAUAAUUACCUCCAGGUCCUCAGAGACCCAGGCCUCUUUGGCAAGCUGAAAGCAGGGGAGCGUGAUCACAUCCAAACACAACGCAUGAGAGGAAGGAAGUGGUUAGUGGUUGCAGAUAUGGAGUCCCCGGACUGGAGUAAAUGUCUGUCACAGUCUACAGAUUUAGAGUCUGAAUCAGUUAAGACAUCCAACAGAAUGUAUUACUACGAUGAUUAUAAGGACACAUGGCACCUUCAUUCCCACAUUCCCCAGGAGGUGUUAUCUAAAGGUUGUGCCAUGUGCACCAUGGAUAAUUAUCUGUUUAUCGCUGUGGGUUUCCAAGGCCUGGACCGUGAAGCGACCCCUUCAAAGAAGGUGUACUGUUACAAUCCAAUGACUUCAAUUUGGAGUGAAAUAAGCCCCAUGAAUGAGGCAAGGCCUCACUGCAAACUCGUGUCUCUGCAGGGCCAUCUUUAUGCCAUUGGAGGGGAAUGCCUAUCAACAGUUGAGCGCUACGACCCCAGGACAAACCGAUGGACCUUUGUGGCACCCCUUCCUAACGAUACGUUUGCCGUAGCUCACCGGGCCACGGCUUGCAAUGGUGAACUGUUUGUUGCAGGCGGCACAUUGAGGUACACCCUCUUGCGCUACAAUCCCAAGACCAACACGUGGCGAGAGACCAUGAUUGUGGGCAGUAAGGACAAGACCACUGAAAUUGUGGCUGUGAGAAACUUCUUGUACCGUUUUGACGUCAAUCCCUUGGGCAUUAGCGUGUAUCGCUUCCACGCAGUGGCCCGGCUUUGGUACGAAUGCUCCUCGAUCCGUCUCCCCCAUUGCACUGCUUUUCAAUGUGUGACUAUGGACAACAUUAUCUACUGCGUGAGCCGUCAGUUUACCUUGAGGUUUCUUGCAGACGAGGUAUCUCCAAGCUUUGUUGCACAUGAUUUGAAAGUGCUAUCUCCGGCUAAAGGAAUUUUGUUUCCGUUCAUCCUUGUGCUGCCUGAGAGGGCCACUCAACAAACUUGUGUUUAAACAGGGUCAGACCUUUCGAGUAAGAGGUUGUCUGGUAAGAACAAACACUCAGGAUCAUAUAAUGCACGUUAGAGGAAUGUACUUUUCCUUAAUUAGUUGCAAUUUAGAUGAAUUAUUAUUAUCCAAUUAUUGUACAGCUAGAUCACAAUUACACAGCACUUGCAGAUAAAUAAAUCUGUGAAGGCUAUUUAUUUGUUUGGGCCUGAUGUCUAAAUCAACCUUUAAAUCCUGAAAAUGUCUUGUGCAAGUGCUUAAAAUGUUUCAGUAAAUAUAUCGCUUUUGAAACACUGUGGAUAAUGUUAACCAAUCAAUACUGUGUGUAGAAUAAAUCCGAACUGCAAUUGCGGAGAUGGCAUCAUAAACAACAUGAAUGGCUGCCAUUACUACAAUUUAUGUAAGCUGGCUAAUUAUAUUCAUAGCUUUUGUAUAUUUGCAGUUGUUUCUUUGCAUAUCACAUAUGAUAAAUCUUAUAUGAUACCAGCAUAUUUUUAUAUAAGAUGUAAUGUAAACUAUUGGUUGUAAUAUGUUUUGUUUUACUGCAUUUUCACUUGUAGUCUUGUCACAAGAAUGGGGUUUCUUUUAGGUCAGUGGUUUUAAUCAUCUCUGAUUUGCCCAAGCAUUUUAUGUUAACACUGCAAAUCACAGAAACACACAGAGGAAAAGUUUAUCUUUUUUGUGUUUACCAUUAAACAAUAUAUGGAGAACUAAUGACUUUAUGGGUAAGGAAAGAAGAAUCUAAUGCUUUGCCUCUUCAAGCACAUUUCUGUAUCUUCUGAAGAACUGGGAAUAAAAUUCUUUCAUCUGUUGUAA
Ctenopharyngodon idella (grass carp) is the source of this 5292-nucleotide messenger RNA. RefSeq names its product kelch domain containing 7A (gene klhdc7a). NCBI's taxonomy places the organism in Eukaryota, Metazoa, Chordata, Actinopteri, Cypriniformes, Xenocyprididae. The coding region runs from base 2236 to 4482 and encodes 748 amino acids. The transcript has 2 exons. The record is from RefSeq and is a predicted model, not a curated record. Gene Ontology annotation, molecular function: protein binding.